GUGGUUCUUUAAAGGACACCCGACUAGAAGGAAGUAGGAACAGUUCCUAGAGGGAUACUUGUGUAAACAAACAAAAAUAGCUUAUAAUCAUCCAAACAACCCCCCUCCGUCCCGCUCAAAUUGAGUGUAUAUAUAUCUUCUCUCCUCCUAUGUAUGUAUAGAUUCUGGUACUCUUUUCUCUCCAAAAUACAAUGGAUAGCACUACAAAACCACCGCCGGCGUUAGACCUGAAUAACCUACGAGCCAUCAAACUACUAGGUAAAGGUGCCUUAGGCACUGUCUUUCUUGUUCGUCACAACUCACUUGACUCCUUCGCCCUCAAGGUGGUGGAGAAAUCCUCCCUCCACCGUGCCCACCACGAAAUCUCCGUCCUCAGCCGCCUUCAAAACCACCCUUUCCUCCCUUCCCUGCUUGGAUCGUCGGAAAAUCAAGAAAUCAUUUGUUGGGCCAUACCAUACUGUCCUGGAGGUGACCUUAACGUCCUCCGUUACCGGCAAGCGGACCACGUUUUCUCACCGGCCGUUAUUCGUUUCUAUUUAGCUGAAAUCAUUUGUGCUCUUGAACAUCUUCACAAGCAAGGCAUUGUUUACAGGGACCUCAAGCCGGAAAACAUCCUUGUACAGCAAUCUGGUCACGUCACACUCACGGAUUUCGACCUAUCUCGUACCUUAACACCCAGAAAAGCAUCUACCCUGCAAUUUUUUUCCGAUCAUGAGGAGGAACCUUCAUUGAAAAAGAAGGGUUUCAACAAUACCAAGAAAGGAUUGAAGAAAGCGAAAAGUGCACGUGUGUCGCCUGUAAGCAGAAGAAACACGAUUGAAUUUCCAAACAAUGAGCGUUCAAAUUCUUUCGUUGGCACCGAAGAAUACAUGGCGCCAGAAAUUAUAACCGGAGCCGGCCAUGAAUUUGCAGUGGAUUGGUGGGCUCUUGGAGUGCUUUGUUACGAAAUGCUGUAUGGGAGGACACCGUUUAAGGGGAAUAAUCGGAAGGAAACUUUCCACAAAAUAUUAGCGAUGCAGCCGGAGUUCGUCGGAAAACCCGAUUCAUUAACGGAUUUGAUCGGAAAGUUGCUGAAGAAAGACCCCACGCGCCGUUUGGGAUACCAGAGAGGCGCAUCUGAGAUUAGGGAGCAUGAGUUCUUCCGCGGGUUGAAAUGGGACUUGUUGACGGAAGUUUUACGGCCGCCGUUUCUGCCGUCGAGAGAUGAGACGGAGAUAACGGAGGAGUUGGGUAAUGGUGGAAUUGAUAUAACGGAUUAUUUUCAGAAGUUGAAGGCUCCGCCGUCCCCGUUACGAUCGCCGUCACUUGACGAGCCUGAAGAACAUAGCAUUUCAUUAACGGAGUUCUGAAGUAAUUUUCUCUUUUUUUAUUUUCCUUUAUUUUUGAAUAGAUUUAUGUAAAUAAAAUCAGGUACCGUGCGAUAUGGACACCGUUGUCAAUUAUGAGUAGAUCCUAGUUGAUACAGAUACAAAUUAGAGUUACAGACGUUGUAAUUUUUAUUUCGUCUUUGUGGUUUGGCUUGAAAAGUAUGGUUCAACAUUUUUAUUUGGAACCGCUUAAAUCGAAGCUUUACGUAAAGUACAUUUCAAAA
Olea europaea var. sylvestris is the source of this 1591-nucleotide messenger RNA. RefSeq names its product serine/threonine-protein kinase UCN-like. Gene Ontology annotation, cellular component: plasma membrane; cytoplasm; nucleus. Gene Ontology annotation, biological process: protein phosphorylation. The coding region runs from base 192 to 1349 and encodes 385 amino acids. The transcript is spliced from 2 exons. Gene Ontology annotation, molecular function: protein serine/threonine kinase activity; ATP binding. The record is from RefSeq and is a predicted model, not a curated record. Lineage: Eukaryota; Viridiplantae; Streptophyta; Magnoliopsida; Lamiales; Oleaceae.